AAAAGAGGCGGGUCUUCUCCAGUCACUUUAUUACCAGAACUCUCGCUUUAUACUAACUAAAGCGGCAGAAGGAUCCUACUCUUUUCAACAUGACUACGUACACCAGCAAAGGAGAAAAGCAUGAAAGAGGGGGGUUUGUCAGCUUUGACCAUCUUACAUUCUGGGUGGGCAAUGCUAAGCAGGCUGCUUCUUUCUACUGUAACAAGAUGGGCUUCGAGCCCGUGGGGUAUAAGGGUCUGGAAACGGGCAGCAGGGAGGUGGUGUGCCACGCUGUGAAGCAGGACAAGAUCAUUUUUGUUUUUUCAUCACCACUAAAUCCAGGGAAUGAAGAAAUGGGAGCACACUUAGUGAAGCAUGGGGACGGUGUGAAAGAUGUUGCAUUUACUGUGAAGGACUGUGACUUUCUGGUCCAGAAAGCCAGAGAACGAGGGGCUGUGAUUGUGAAGGAACCCUUUAUAGAGGAAGACAAGCACGGGAAAGUGAAGCUCGCUGUGAUCCAGACAUACGGAGACACGACCCACACUCUUGUGGAGAGGAUGGAUUACAAAGGGCUUUUCCUGCCAGGGUUUGAAGCCCCUCUUUUCCGGGAUCCUCUACUAGACACACUGCCGAGUGGGAAGCUGAAUUUCAUUGACCACGUAGUGGGAAACCAGCCAGACACUGCGCUGGUCCCUGUAGUGGAUUGGUAUGAAAAGAACCUGCUGUUCCACCGUUUCUGGUCUGUUGAUGACAAGCAGCUCCACACAGACUUCAGCGCGCUCCGCUCCGUCGUGGUGGCCAACCACGAGGAGACCAUCAAGAUGCCAAUCAACGAGCCCGCCAUGGGGAAAAGGAAAUCGCAGAUCCAGGAAUAUGUUGAAUAUUACGGAGGCCCAGGAGUCCAGCACAUUGCAAUGAACACCUCAGAUAUCAUCACAGCUAUUAGAAACCUGAAGGAACGUGGGAUGGAGUUCAUGACAGUUCCAGAUACUUAUUAUAAACAGCUGAGGGAGAAGCUCAGAGGAUCAAAAACCAAAAUCAAUGAGGACCUUGAUAUGCUGGAGCAAUUGAAAAUCCUUGUGGAUUUUGACGAAGAAGGUUAUCUCCUCCAGAUCUUCACCAAACCUGUGCAGGACAGACCAACACUAUUUCUGGAGGUGAUCCAGAGAAACAACCACCAGGGCUUUGGAGCGGGAAACUUCAAGUCCUUGUUUGAAGCUAUUGAAGCAGACCAGGAAGCAAGAGGAAACCUCACAAUACUGACUGCGAACGGCCACACAGAGGCUAUAUAGACCAUCCCAUAAGCUACCCCUGAUAACAUUGUUAGCUUUCAUAUUGCCCAUGUACUAUGAAGGGGCAAUUUAGCUGCAAUUUGCUCAUAGGGGAAAACAUAGGCCAUUGAAAUGUAUCUUCUAUUACCCCAAUGUAGCAGCCAUUACUUGCUAGAUUACUGAUACACUAAUCCUUGUUACUGGAAUUGUACUGUUUUACAUUGCAUGCUCAAUAAAGAUGCAAGUUAAAAA
Messenger RNA from Polyodon spathula (Mississippi paddlefish), 1502 nucleotides. RefSeq names its product 4-hydroxyphenylpyruvate dioxygenase b (gene hpdb). The record is from RefSeq and is a predicted model, not a curated record. The coding region runs from base 90 to 1271 and encodes 393 amino acids. NCBI's taxonomy places the organism in Eukaryota, Metazoa, Chordata, Actinopteri, Acipenseriformes, Polyodontidae. Gene Ontology annotation, biological process: L-tyrosine catabolic process. The transcript is spliced from 13 exons. Gene Ontology annotation, molecular function: 4-hydroxyphenylpyruvate dioxygenase activity. Gene Ontology annotation, cellular component: Golgi membrane; endoplasmic reticulum membrane.